Messenger RNA from Saprolegnia diclina VS20, 2032 nucleotides. RefSeq lists its product as hypothetical. NCBI's taxonomy places the organism in Eukaryota, Oomycota, Saprolegniomycetes, Saprolegniales, Saprolegniaceae. The transcript is spliced from 11 exons. The record is from RefSeq and is a predicted model, not a curated record. The coding region runs from base 29 to 1993 and encodes 654 amino acids. Gene Ontology annotation, cellular component: membrane. Gene Ontology annotation, molecular function: calcium ion binding.
UGUACGUUUCAAGGUAUUCAUAGCACGGAUGCUCGCGCAUGACGCAGACGUGCCGUCCGAGGAGCUCAAGCGCCUCGUGCGCAAGAGCGAGGCCGACCGAAAGACGCGGUCUGCCUCCAAAGAGAUCGUUGAAAUGACCAACUAUAUCCUCUUUCUGACCCUCUUUCUGAUUGCGACGCUCCAAGGCUGGAACAACUCGUCGUACAAGAGCCGCGCCAUCUUGAUGUCCGAGUUGCGCGACAAGCCUUUUCUGCGAUCUCAAACCACCGUGCGCAAGGCCUUCAAGGACGUGGCCUGCAUCGACGAGCUCCACGAAUUCCUCGUCGGGCCGUUCUACGCCGCCUUGUACCUCGGGCAGUCGUACGACGCCGACGUGAGCUUCCCGACCGGACCGCUCUACGCGGGGCGGGGGUUCAUCGCUGGCGUCGAGCGUGUCGUUGGGAGCGUCCGCAUCGGGCAGCUUCGCGUCGAUGGCGCCAAGUGCCAAGGCACGCUUGUGCACGAGCUACAGCACGGCGAUUACGACCCGAUGUGCUAUCCCGAGUACAGCAGUACAGCAGAAUCUAUUGCGAGCUUUGGCUACAAUGCGACCUACAACGCGCUCCCAAUGGUGCCCAGCGAGCCGACGUACGUCUCGCGCACGGGCCGGUACUACCCGAGUCCGCGCUUUGCGGUGUUUCUUCCGUCUGUCGAGAACGACUCCUCGUGCGAUCCAUCGGCGUACACCACGACGUGCGACGUGUACAAGCAAAUCGACGCGCUUCGAACCUCCAAGUUUUUUGACAAGGCGACCCGCGUCGUUUUGAUCGACUUUACGUUGUACAAUGCCAACACGGACCAGCAGUCGGUCGUGCGUCUCGUCGCCGAGCACACGAUGAGCGGCGGCCUCGCGACGCAAGCCGACUGCAUGACGUACCGCCUGUACCGCAACCAAGUCGCCUCGGACCACGUGCGCUUGACGCUCGAGCUCCUUGUGCUGCUCCAAGUCUUUUUCCAGCUGUACGCCGAGCUGCGGUUGUGCCAGCGCCUGGGGCGCGCGUACUGGCACAUGACAGCCAACGUGGCCCAUGCGCUGAGCUUGCUGUUGUUUAUUGCGUGCGCCGUGCUCCGUGUGCUUUGCUACCUCGAGCUGCCGGCGAUAACCAUGUCCUCGAUGGGUCCGACGAGUUUUCCAAAUUUCCGUCCGUCGGCCAAUUACUACAUGAUGGCCGACGUCGCGACAAGCUUUACGUGCUUCUUGUCGUGGCUCAAGCUCUUCAAGUUUCUUGGCUUCCUACCCAUGUUUGCGCCACUGACCAAGACCGUAACCAAAGCCGCUCGCAAGGUCUCGAGCUUGAUUGUCAUAUUCUUUAUUGCGCUCCUUGGCUCGGCGCUGUCGUUCCACAUGGCCUUUGGCGCCGACCUCGAGCGCUACUACUCGUUUUGGGCGAGCUUCAUUGGGCUCCUCAGCAUUCUCCAAGGCGAGCUCGAUCUGCUCGAGCUCCAAAAGUCCAACCGGAUCUUGGGCCCGAUUUUUUUCGUGGUAUUUGUGACGUUGAUGUUCUUUGUGAUUCUCAAUAUGUUUAUUGUCGUCAUUUCCGAUGCGUUUGCCGAAGCCAAGAGUGAACUCCAUCUCCUCAACGAACUCAACGUCGACACACUCUCGAAAGAAGUAUACCACCACGUUCUGCAUAACAUCGUCUUUCGCAUUCCGCUGCUCGGCAAGAUCCUACGCCGAGUGUACGACCGCACGGUCUCGCGCCUCGACAAACGCAAGCACGCGACCAAGUCGCUCAACGAGUGCAGCAAGCAGCACGUGCUCUUUCAAAGCACUCAUGCGACUUCCCUCAAGCUCCUCAAGAGCACGCUCGCCAGCAAGAAAAGUCCUCCGGCUCGGUUUCAAGUCGUCCUCGACGAAUACCGCAAGCAUCAAAUGGCAGUCGCGUCCAGCUGGACGACAACUAGUGCGGGCAUUACGGCCGAGCUCGCCUUGCUUCCACGCACAUCGUCCUAAUCCUAAUUUACAAGUCUACUAAUUUGGUGCAUGACCCAA